Molecule: messenger RNA, 2082 nt
Organism: Magnolia sinica
Lineage: Eukaryota; Viridiplantae; Streptophyta; Magnoliopsida; Magnoliales; Magnoliaceae
Product: L-type lectin-domain containing receptor kinase SIT2-like
Exons: 1
Coding region: 28-2031 (667 amino acids)
Biological process (GO): protein phosphorylation
Cellular component (GO): plasma membrane
Molecular function (GO): protein kinase activity; ATP binding; carbohydrate binding
Source: RefSeq, a predicted model, not a curated record
UCGAGGCUGUAGUUACCAUUUCUAACAAUGACUUCAAACAUUCUCAUCUUCUUCCUCCUCAUGAAGCUUGCAUCAUCAUCAUCAUCAUCAUCAUCAUCAAUGGACGGCCAUGAUUUCACCUACAACGGAUUCAACGGUGCAAACGUGACCCUCAAUGGAGCAGCGGAGAUCACAUCAGACGGCCUCCUGAGGCUAACCAACACCAACCCACAACAGAUAGGCCGCGCCUUCUCCUCCAUUCCGGUCAACUUCAAGAACUCAUCCAACGGUCAUCCAUUCUCCUUCUCUACCACUUUUAUCUUUGCAAUCAUCCCCAAUGAUCCUGACCUGAGUGGCCAUGGGAUCGCAUUCGUCAUCUCCCCAUCAAAAGAUCUCCCCCACGCACUACCAAGCCAUUAUCUGGGUCUCUUCAAUUCAAUCAAUAAUGGCAAUUCAUCAAACCACAUCGUAGCCGUCGAAUUCGACACGAUCCUCAGCUCAGAAUUUUCUGAUAUCAAUGACAACCAUGUUGGAAUCGAUAUCAAUGGCUUGAACUCUAUCAAAUCCUCUCCAGCAUCGUACUUCACUAAUGAAAACAGUGACUUUCAGAACAUAAGCCUUAAAAGCAGCAAACCGAUACAAGCUUGGAUAGAUUACAACAGUCUAGAGAAGCAACUCAAUGUAACAAUAUCUCCCAUCAACGUACCUAAACCCAUUCAGCCACUCUUGUCUCUGUCCAUCGAUCUAUCACCGAACAUGUUCAAUGAAAUGCAUUUGGGCUUCUCAUCAUCGACAGGCUCGAUGAUAACAUCCCAUUACAUCUUGGGAUGGAGCUUUAAAAUGAGUGGACCAGCUCGACCACUCAAUAUCCCAACCCUCCAGCUUCUCCUUCAACGAAGACGCCACGCCGGAAAGAAAUCGAUAGUUCUGGAAAUUGCGUUACCCUUAAUUAUCAUUUUCGGGCUAACAAUCAUCUCCAUCAUAAUUUAUAUGGUGAGAAGGAAGAAAAAAUUCGCUGAAAUACUCGAAGAUUGGGAGCUUGAAUACGGCCCCCACCGGUUUUUCUACAAAGAUCUUUUCAUGGCUACCAAAGGCUUCAAAGACAAACGGCUUCUUGGUAUUGGAGGGUUUGGUAGGGUGUAUAAAGGCGUUCUACCGACGUCCGGGAUCGAAAUUGCAGUCAAGAAGAUCUCACAUGGAUCGCUAAUGAGGGAGUUCGUGGCUGAGAUUGCUAGCAUCGGACGGAUCAGACACCGGAAUUUAGUUCGGCUGCUUGGAUACUGCCGGCGAAAGAGAGAACUCCUAUUAGUCUAUGACUACAUGCCAAAAGGCAGUCUGGAUAAGCUGAUCUUUGACCAAGAUAAGCUUAUGUUGACUUGGAGUCAACGAUUGCAGAUAGUCAAAGGAGUAGCUUCAGGUCUUCUCUACCUGCAUGAAGAUUGGAUGCAGGUAGUUCUUCAUAGAGAUAUUAAAGCUAGCAAUGUAUUAUUAGAUCGUGAUUUUAAUGGGGCGUUGGCGGAUUUUGGGCUGUCGAGAUUGUAUGAUCAUGGGACUGAUUUGCAGACGACUCACAUGGUCGGGACCUUUGGCUACAUUGCGCCGGAGUUAAGUAGGACUGGUAAGGCGACGACGAGCACUGAUGUGUUUGCUUUUGGGAUUUUCAUGCUUGAAGUAGCUUGUGGGCGGAGGCCGAUAGUGAUAGGGGUCGAGUCGGGCAAGGAGCUGAUGUUGGUGGAUUGGGUUUUGGAUUGUUGGAAGAGAGGGGUGAUUGUGGAGGCGGCGGAUUCGAAUUUGGGAGGUGAUUAUGUGGUGGAGGAGAUGGAGGUGGUGUUGAAGCUUGGGUUGCUUUGUUCCCAUCCGUUGGCUACGGUGAGGCCGACCAUGCGGCGGGUGGUGGGGUUUUUGGACGGGAAUGAUUUGAUGCCGGAGCUGUUGGCGGAUGGUUUCAAUGGGAAUGUGUUUGAGGUGGGCCAUGAUGAAAGUUUGGAUGAUAUUGUGAUGUCGUUUCCUUCGUUGGAUGGACAAUCUUCUUCCCUCCGUGGCGGCCGUUGAUUGUAUAACAUUGUAGAUACUGAAAUCUUUUUGUAUUGCUUUUGCUCGUAA